AUGGAUGGCAGUGAAGACAGCGCUUUGUAUGAGAACGACAGCAGGGAUGGUGAUGACUGCGAACUCAGUGAUGAUGACAAUGUCUAUGUUGAUAACCUCACACCAGCUACAGCUGAAGCUCUACAGCCUCUGCUUGUUCAAAAAUUCCUCAACUUCCUCUUAUUUACAUGGUUCUUAGACAAAAUCACCACUGAGUUUAUGUGUGGCAAGAUCAAUAUAGACCAGACCUUGCAACUGCUCAAUAACUUUAAUGUCUCUUAUGACUAUGUUCACGUGAAAAAGCUGUUCAAGAAAAAUGACAAACUGAAGUCUGGAGUUAUUACCAUGGAAGAUUUCAGGGCAAUUUAUCGAGCGAUCAUGCACAGGCCUGAAUUUCAUGAACUCUAUUGUACCUAUUCGCCUAACAAGAAAACCCUACCUGCAGAAAAACUAGCUGAAUUUCUUAGAAAGGAACAGUUUGAACUUGGAGCUGGUGAAAAACGAGCCAUUGCACUAAUUAACACUUACGAACCUGUAGCAGAAGUAAAGAACAAAAAAGAGAUGUCCUUCGAGGGCUUUGUCCGAUAUUUGCUUUCAGAAGAAUGCCACCUGUUUAAAUCCCUGCACAAAAAGGUUUAUCAAGACAUGACCUACCCACUGUGUGAUUACUUCAUUUCAUCUUCACACAAUACCUACCUGAUAUCUGACCAGCUUGUAGGACCAAGUCAUCUCUGGGGCUAUUCAAGUGCCCUCGAUAAGGGAUGCCGCUGUCUUGAAAUUGAUUGCUGGGAUGGAGCAGACAACGAGCCCGUGGUAUAUCAUGGACAUACCUUAACAAGCAAAAUCACCUUCAAGAGUGUCAUCUAUGUGAUCCAUAGGCAUGCUUUUAUGGCCUCGGACUAUCCCAUUGUUUUAUCUCUGGAGAAUCACUGCAGCCCUCAGCAACAGGAAGUCAUGGCAGCUUACAUGCAAGCUAUUCUCAAGGACCAACUGGUUACUUCAACAAUUAAUGAUGAGAUGCCAACAGAGCUACCUUCCCCAGAGGAAAUGAAGUUCAAAAUAAUGAUAAAAAAUAAGAAGGUUGGGCCACUAGAAGACACCAUUAAACGAAAGGGUAAGGCCAUUAAAGGUGAGGUAGAGGAGGCUGAAAAUACUUCAGAAUCAGAUGAGGAGGACGACGAUUCUUUGUUGAUCAAGAAAGGCCUGGGUCAGAAGCCACCACAAAAGAAGAAGAAAAAGGAACUAAAGGUCCAAGUGGCGAUGCUGCUGUCAGAACUCGUGAUUUACACCAGAUCCCGGAAGUUUUCCAGCUUUGAAGAUUCAAAAAAGAAGCAGAAGUUUUAUGAAAAUAAUUCCAUAGGAGAAGUGAAAGGCCAGAAGCUCAUUAACAAGAUGGCCCAACAUUUUGUCUCGCACACGGUUCGAUUCAUCACAAGGAUUUACCCCAAAGGAACGCGGGCAGACUCUUCCAAUUACGAUCCCCAAGAAUUCUGGAAUGUUGGUUGUCAAAUGGUGGCCUUAAAUUUCCAGACGCCAGGAACACAGAUGGACCUACAAAAUGGGAAGUUUAUGGACAAUGGCGGUUCUGGCUACCUUUUAAAACCAGAGUACCUGAGAAAGAGAAAUACACAGUACAAUCCUUUUGAUGUCGUUGGGAAAUACAAUCCAAUUACCCUGACAAUAAAGAUUAUUAGUGGUCAUCAGCUGCCUCCUAGUAAUCUUUCCAAGAGUAAUAAGGCUGAUCCUUUAGUCAAGCUAGAAAUCCAUGGUGUUCCUGAAGAUAUGGCCAAGCACCAGACUUCUGUAAUAAAGAACAACGCUUUUAAUCCUAGAUGGGAUGAAACAUUCACUUUUAACAUCCAGGUACCAGAGCUUGCCUUGGUACGCUUUGUGGUGGAAGAUAAGAUGUCUAUAAUUGCCAAUGAUUUCCUUGGCCAAUAUACUCUGGCAUUUACAAGUAUGAAUAAAGGUUACCGCCAAGUCCCGUUGUGUUCCAAACUCGGCGUUCCUCUCGCUCCAGCCUCUCUGUUUGUGUAUGUGUGGUACCAUGAGCGAUAA
Messenger RNA from Euleptes europaea (tarantolino), 2037 nucleotides. RefSeq names its product 1-phosphatidylinositol 4,5-bisphosphate phosphodiesterase zeta-1-like. Gene Ontology annotation, cellular component: nucleus. The transcript has 13 exons. Bases 1 to 2037 code for a protein of 678 amino acids. Gene Ontology annotation, molecular function: phosphatidylinositol-4,5-bisphosphate phospholipase C activity; calcium ion binding. Gene Ontology annotation, biological process: intracellular signal transduction; positive regulation of cytosolic calcium ion concentration involved in egg activation; lipid metabolic process. NCBI's taxonomy places the organism in Eukaryota, Metazoa, Chordata, Lepidosauria, Squamata, Sphaerodactylidae. The record is from RefSeq and is a predicted model, not a curated record.